AUGACUAAUUACUUCUGGCCCCACUCUCCUGUAACUGAGACACAACUUGAUUAUAUAAUGCAAAUCCACUACUUGAUCAAAUUUGCCAAUGAAGGAGUGUUUUCUGUCAAUGUCACAAACCUUUAUGACCAGGAUCUGGUGGAAACACACCACACUUUCAUUCCCAUCAUAUAUCUUCCUCAUUUCUGUUGCUUGUUUUGGAGGCAGUACCUCCUCAUAAAACUCUACAGCCACUUCUUAGAAGAAAAGAAGACCCCACUGAUCCUUUCCUAUAUCCCCAAGGCCAUUGGCCACCUGGACAAUCACCUGCAUUUGUGGCAUUCACAACCCUUCAAAGAGUAUCUUGUAGUGGAGUAUCUCAUCAGCCAUCAUGGUUGGGAUAUAAUGGAGGAUUUCCAGUGGCAGUGUGAUAGUGAUAUUGAGCUGAUAUGGCUUGACAAUUAUGAGUUUGACUGGGAAAAAUAUGAGUGGCAUUUGCCCAUGGUACUGUGUGGUUCCUCAUAUCAGUAUGACACUGGUAAUAUCCCUCUGAAUUGUUCUCAAAUAUCUGGGAUGCAGUACUGCAAUGUAGAAAGGGCCACAACAUUGAAUGGAGAUGAAAACCCUAUCCAAAAUGAAUUGACAGUCAUGCAUUCCAGCAAGUUUUCUGAGGAAAACAUAGAGAUGGACCCCCCUCCACCCAAUCAACUGGCAUUGCUGAGGAAGCAACUGAUGGAGGAAGUGGAUGAUGGUCCCCAACCAGGCAAGAGGCAGUCCACCACACCUAGAACUUCUGCCACUGAACCAUGUGCCCAGAUGCAGCCAAGGGGUUUUAUUCCAUCUUUACCCAGUCCACACCAGGGACCAAAUAUCUAG
Messenger RNA from Pisolithus orientalis, 855 nucleotides. RefSeq lists its product as uncharacterized. Lineage: Eukaryota; Fungi; Basidiomycota; Agaricomycetes; Boletales; Pisolithaceae. The coding region runs from base 1 to 855 and encodes 284 amino acids. The transcript has 5 exons. The record is from RefSeq and is a predicted model, not a curated record.